UAUCACACUUCCCUGCAAAUUCUCGUACACUAUCUACUACAGUGGAAAGAUGUUGGAGGUCCCAUCCUUGUCCAAAGCUUCACGAAAAUUAUAACAGAAGGAACAUAGAUGUUGGUUUCUUGACGAGGAGUCUAACGCGUGCAUAUAUAAAACCCAGAAAGCAAAAUCAAGAUUCUCUGCAUCUAUCGUCUUCGAUUGAGUUUCUGCAGCCAAGAGGAGGCUUGGAUUUGGGGCUGUGCCCAUGGACCAUGACGUGGUGCAGCGGGUUUUCCAAGAAGGGGGCCGCGAUUUCUACCAGCAGCCCUCCACUUCCUCAUCUUCCUCUUCCAUCCUUCAGUCUCUCCCUCUUCAUGUGUCUUUCGAUCAUGGGUAUUACUUGUUGGUAAAAUCUGUUCAGGAACUAAGAGAAAAAAAAGAAGGAAUUGUAACUGUAGGCAUUGGUGGUCCAAGUGGGUCGGGAAAAACAAGCUUGACAGAGAAGGUAGCGUCUGUAAUUGGUUGUACUGUUAUAUCAAUGGAGAACUAUCGUGUUGAUGCAGAUGAUGGGAAUGAUUUGGAUUCAAUAAAUUUUGAUACUCUAGUUCAAAAUCUUGAGGAUUUGAUAAUUGGUAAAGAUACAUCAAUCCCAGUAUUUGACUUCCAAGAGAAAAGGCGUAUUGGUUUUAAAGUAGUAAAGAGUAAUUCAUCCGGGGUGAUAAUUGUUGAUGGUACCUAUGCUCUUCAUGCAAGACUUCGUUCCUUGCUAGACAUUCGAGUGGCAGUGGUUGGUGGUGUUCAUUUUAGUCUUCUUUCCAAAGUUCAAUAUGAUAUUGGAGAUUUUUGUUCGUUGGACUACCUUAUUGACAGUAUUUUCCCAUUGUUUGGAAAGCACAUUGAGCCAGACCUUCACCAUGCACAGAUCAGAAUCAAUAACAGCUUUGUUUCAUCAUUCCGAGAGCCAAUCUACAAGCUGAAAUGCAAAAGUGAGGAAAAUGGACAUUCAGCUUUUACCUUUCAUGGAAAGGAUGUAACGACGGAUAAUUAUAUUGAGAUGUACUUGAGGCCUCCCUCUGCUAGUGAAGAAGCACACAUAAAUGAUUGGAUAAAGGUGCGACAAUCUGGUAUCAAAUACUAUCUAUCAUUGGGAGACCAGAGAAUUGUUGACAAAAAUUACAUUAUUCGGCCAAAAGCAGAGUUUGAGGUUGGACGAAUGACCCUGGGUGGAUUACUUGCUUUGGGGUAUUCUGUUGUAGUCAGUUACAAACGAGCAUCUACAUCAGCCAGCAAUGGUAGUGUUUCAAUAUCUCUGGAAACCAUUGAUAGCCUGGGUGAGACAUACUUGGUGUUGAGGGGUACCAAUCGGAAAACAGUUGGUGCAGAAGCAGCAAGAAUGGAUAUGAAUGGACCAUGGAUCACUAAAUCAUAUCUUGAAAUGAUUCUUGAAAGAAAGGGUGUACCACGCCUUAAUUCACCACCACUUUUGUCUGUUACAUCUUCAACUCGUAAUCAAGAAAGGUUGAUUGCUGCACCGAAGCCUCUUCGAGUGCCUGACAUUGUUAACCAGCUUGAAGAUUUAUCUCAGCCAUGGACUCGUUCCCCAACAAAAUCCAAAAUGGAACCUGUACUAGCAACCUGGCAUUUCAUGUCACCAGAUACUCCAGUUUCCGAUGGCUCUGCUAUUCAUCCUUCUUCUUUCAGGGAUAACCUGCAGCUUGCUCCAAUGCCUGAUUCAUAUGACUUGGACAGGGGAUUGCUUCUUGCUGUUCAAGCAAUACAGGCUUUAUUGGAGAAUAAAGGUCUUCCUGUUAUAGUUGGAAUAGGAGGUCCAAGUGGUUCUGGAAAAACUAGUUUGGCUCGUAAGAUGGCAAAUAUUAUUGGCUGUGGAGUUGUUUCCCUUGAAAGCUAUUACAAAUCUGAGCAAGUAAAGGACUUCAAAUAUGAUGAUUUUAGUUCUCUUGAUUUAUCAUUGCUCUCAAAGAAUAUUGAGGACAUAAGAAGCUUUCGAAGAACAAAAGUGCCUGUCUUUGAUCUGGAGACUGGUGCUCGAAGUGGCUUCAAGGAACUUGAAGUUUCUGAGGAUUGUGGAGUGGUUAUUUUUGAGGGGGUUUAUGCUCUGCACCCUGAUAUCAGAAAAUCACUGGACCUGUGGAUUGCUGUUGUUGGGGGAGUUCAUUCGCAUCUAAUUUCUCGAGUUCAAAGGGACAAAAGUAGAGUUGGGAGCUUUAUGUCGCAAAAUGAAAUUAUGACAACAGUGUUUCCAAUGUUCCAGCAGCACAUUGAACCACAUCUUGUUCAUGCACAUCUCAAAAUUCGAAAUGACUUUGAUCCUGUGCUUUCCCCUGAGAGUUCAUUGUUUGUGCUGAAAAGUAACAAGCAAGUGGGCUACCAAGAUAUUUUGAGAAUUCUUGACCAUUCAAAGAUAUGUAGUUCUGUUCAGAAUUUUAUUGAUAUAUAUCUUAGGCUUGCUGGAAUACCUGCUAAUGGACAGUUAUCAGAGAGUGACUGCAUAAGGGUUAGAAUGUGCGAGGGCAGAUUUGCAGUCCUUAUACGGGAGCCCAUAAGAGAAGGCAAUUUUAUUAUUCAACCCAAAGUGGAUUUUGACAUCAGCAUCAGUACAGUUGCCGGUCUUCUUAACCUUGGGUAUCAUGCUGUAGCUUACAUUGAAGCAUCUGCAUAUAUCUAUCAGGAUGGAAAGAUCCUUAUUGAAGUUGAUCAUCUACAAGAUGUCCCAAGUUCUUACUUACAAAUAAAAGGAGUUAACAAAGAGACUGUGGCUGCUGCUGGUUCAACUCUUAAGCUGGAUGGUUCUUAUACCACAAAGAGCUAUCUUCAAAUAAUUCUGGAAAAAUUACCAGCACCAGAAAGGAGUUCCAGCGGGAUUCAUACUCAGCAAGCUGCAAGGCUGCAGGAACUUGUGGAAUUUAUACAGUCUCAGAGUAACAUAGUCAUAGAGAAACAUGGUAGUAGCUCAGCUUCAGUUUCCUCACCAAGUAGGGAAGCUUCUUCAUUGGAAGGGGUAAUUGAAGAUAUGCAAUCAAGGAUCAAGAGACUCGAACGAUGGCAUACGAUUAAUACGGUUUUGUGGACAUUUUUUAUGUCUGCACUGGUUGGCUAUUCCCUGUAUCAAAGAAAGCACAAGUAAACCAUUAUUUCGGUGAAUUUACUCAGCGCGAGCAACCAAAGGAAAAAGAAGUUUGAUGUCAUUUUCUUACAGUAACUCCUUGAAGAGAUGUCAGAAGUCAAGCAAGUUCUUCAAAGAGGCUAACCAUUCCCAGCCCAAAAUUGAUGAUGUACAUCACAUUAUUGAAUUCAAUUUUUUUUUUUUUUAAAUCCCAUUCUCAAGCCCAUUGUCAGCACCUCAAUGUACAUGUCUUUGUUUUCAAUAUGUUACAACUCAAAAGUUGAGAGUAUUACUCCUUUGUGGACAAAAAUAGAAAUCCCAAUAGAGUUCUAAUGCCGAAAGAUAAAACUGUUUUGAAGAAGGUUGAAAUUGUUGACU
Messenger RNA from Diospyros lotus (date-plum), 3478 nucleotides. RefSeq lists its product as uncharacterized. The transcript has 26 exons. Gene Ontology annotation, molecular function: ATP hydrolysis activity; kinase activity; ATP binding. Gene Ontology annotation, cellular component: cytoplasm. Bases 242 to 3121 code for a protein of 959 amino acids. The record is from RefSeq and is a predicted model, not a curated record. Lineage: Eukaryota; Viridiplantae; Streptophyta; Magnoliopsida; Ericales; Ebenaceae.